Amoebophrya sp. A25 is the source of this 2280-nucleotide messenger RNA. Lineage: Eukaryota; Dinophyceae; Syndiniales; Amoebophryaceae. The record is from the annotation of a GenBank genome assembly.
GAAAACCACCCAUUUUAGAGACACGGAGAGACUGUGCAGAUGAGAUGAAAUGGACAGCAUUAGCGUUGCACAUCAGAGGGGAAGCCCCGGUACCAGUAGUUGCUGUGCAGAUUUCCCUUCAUCAGUUCAACUUUAUCUAUACUUCUGUUUAAUGGUUUUGAUUCAUGUAGUGAAUGUGAUUCGCCUGACCUGACUUCUACCUGAUUAGAACAUACUAGGGAGCAACCAGUGGUAGAAAAUAUGGAUCCUCAGUUGGAAUUGACUGGAAAAAUCGGCACGUCGCAAGCAACUGGAGAGCUUGAUGUCGGAGCCGGAACGGGCCUGCGCGCACAAAUUCUUCAGCUAGAGGAAUUAGUGGAGGGGGAAAUCAAGGCAGCGAAAGCGAAGAUUGCGGAACUAAAGUACGUUGUAGCUGCAUUCCGUAAUGCAGUUUCCGUUGUUGACUUCGUAGAAGAAUGUCCUUGUUCUAACGCUAACCAUUAAUCCUACUCGUAGGACGCUCUUUCUUGCUACUAGACGAGACCACCACCACGGCAGGAUGAUGUUGAGGAAGAACAGGGAUACGUACAUACUCCCUACAAUUUGUUUCAGGUCAGAUGGAACAGAACCGGUUAACGAGAAGAUAGUCAAAGAAAUGCUGGACAAAAUGCAGUCCACGAUUCAGGAAGCGCACGACAGGAGUACCACUACUAUUUGUGAUCCACUAGGUAUCUCCACUACUUGUCUUCCUUGUAGGGUCGUGUAUCCUUCAAUAAUGGAGUCCAUUCUUCUAUUGGGAUAAAGAUGAUCGUAUUUUCCGUUGUACUUGUACAAGAAUCAGGUUGUACGGUAUAGGACAUCAUUCUUGAUCGAUGUGGUCUACUUGUGCUAACUUGGAUGUAAACAAUGCUAUACAAGAGGCACCAUGAGGACAUGACAUGACAUGAUUAUGGUGGACGUGGAGGUCUUCUGCCACUAGGAUCAUUUCUCAUGAUUUUCAGCAAACACGGAUCUGCAAGACUACUACGCGUCGGUGCGAGACAAGAACGCGACAACGCAGAAGGAAAUAACCAAUGUGAAGCUCGAAAACGCGCAAUUGCAGCAGACAUUAGUGGCUGUACAUUAAGGCUUGGAACGAUUUGAAUCACAUUUAUUCUUGUUGGCAAUGUAAGUUUGUUAAUCUUACUGGUUAUUUCUUCUCCCCGGGUUAUGUUUUGUCUUGCCGGUGAUUUAGUACAGUCACUCGAGACGUAAUGAAUGAAUUCGCCCCGUUGCCGAAGGACGAUGGUGUGUAGUGAUGAGUCUUCUUUGAUGUAGAAGGGAAUCUGAUCAAGUGUGCAUCAUAAUGUAGCAGUUCCAGUACGCACAAUUCUCUAAUUCCCGCGCCGGCUCAAGAUGCUCGAAGUUGCUUUAGGAGAUUGAGCAUCAUAUGUGGGGGCUGAGUCAGAGCACCGUAUGCGGCAAUUUUCUUGUUCCUCUUUUCUGUUCCCAUCCCGCAAGAAAAAAGAUAAGCAUGGGUCGUUUUCAAGUGAGAAAAAUACUAAGUACGUUGUUUACGAAUAUGUAUUUAUCGUCGUCAUGGUCAGCAUCAGCAUGGUUUUUCAUCAAUAUGGUUCUUAUUCAAUGUUUGCACCUCCUAGCAACUCACGGAGGCAGACGAGCAGCAACCAAUAGAAAUCAUAGAUAUAAUGAUAGAGUGAUCAUAAGUAACGCUAGAGGUUCUCGCUAUCCCCGUUCCUACUUCCCCAUUCAAUAUCAAAGAUUUGAUGUGAAUGACUUUCAGCCCCACCAGACAAUAGAUAAUGCACAGAUGUUGUACAGGUUUGAUGUUUAUUGAAGGCAGUGAUUCGGCUCAUUUUGAUUCUUCGGCUCAUUGCGAUUCUUCGGCUCAUUGUGAUUCUUCUGCUCAUUGUGAUUCUUCAUCCUCGUUCAAAAUGUCAGCUCAUGAUCAUCAUGUAGACACUAUAGACUGAGGACGGCAGAUGUGGUUUUUUCUGUCAUGAUCACCAGAGUCAGACGACGAGACACACACACACAGACCACAUAGACAUCAAGAUUUAAUACGAAGCGGCCCCAUGAGCAUAAUAGGCACUCACUGUCUUCAAAUGGAAAUGGUACGAGUCACAAAAUCUUCGACAAUGAUAACAAGUCGCUCUCUAUGCUGCUCUAUUCUAUGAAGAGUAGCUGACGAACACGAAGUCGAAGAUCAGCGCAUUGGGUUCCUGCUUUUUUUAUUUUUUUGAUCUCUCCAAGGUUACAUGAUAACACGUGGACUCGCAAUAAAAGACGAGAUAAAUAAAC